Thecamonas trahens ATCC 50062 is the source of this 1889-nucleotide messenger RNA. Its product is annotated as sperm-associated antigen 6. The record is from RefSeq and is a predicted model, not a curated record. The transcript has a single exon. Bases 167 to 1837 code for a protein of 556 amino acids. Lineage: Eukaryota; Apusomonadida; Apusomonadidae. Gene Ontology annotation, cellular component: microtubule cytoskeleton. Gene Ontology annotation, biological process: cilium movement. Gene Ontology annotation, molecular function: microtubule binding.
GUGUGCGUGCGUGCGUGCGUGUGUGCGUGUGUGUGUGUCUCCGUCUGCUCUGGCUCUCUCUGUGCGCUGUGCCUCCCUGCCCCUACCCUGCUGCUGUGGUGUGUGUUCAAUGGUUCGUGGUGUGGCAUGUGAUGGUUGACAUGACUCGGACCGGUGAUGGCAACGGAUGGUUGAUGGGCGAUGGCUAUUUGGCAACACAAAAAUAAUGGACGGACGGACUGUAUGGCGUGGGUGUUGUGUUGUUGGUGGCGACAAUGGCACGAUCUGGUGGCUGAUGACGGACAUGGGAUUUUUACAGCCGCAAAUGGGCUCUACGAGGGCGGUGCUGCAGGUGUUCGAGUCGUACCAGAAGGCUCGGGUCUCGUUUGUGCAGACGGUGGCCGAGCUGGCGACGCGGCCGCAGAACAUCGAGGCGCUCCAGAAUGCUGGGGUCAUGUCGCUGCUCCGGCCGCUGCUGCUGGACAACGUGCCGUCUAUCCAGCAGUCUGCAGCGCUUGCGCUCGGACGGCUGGCUAACUACAACGAGGAGCUGGCGGAGGCUGUUGUUGCCGGCGACAUCUUGCCGCAGCUAGUGUACUCGCUCGGUGAACAGAAUCGAUUCUACAAGAAAGCGGCGGCGUUUGUCAUCCGGGCGGUGGCGAAGCACUCUCCACAGCUUGCGCAGGCGGUGGUCGACUCGCGGGCGCUGGAGGAGCUGGUCAUUUGUCUGGAGGAGUUUGACCCUGGAGUCAAGGAGGCGGCGGCGUGGGCGCUCGGGUAUGUGGCGCGGCACAACGGCGAGCUGGCGCAGGCCGUGGUCGACGCUGGCGCCGUGCCGCAGCUUGUGCAGUGCGUGCAGGAGCCGGAGCUGACGCUCAAGCGGAUUUCAGCGUCUGCGCUUGCCGACAUAUGCAAGCACUCACCCGAGCUGGCGCAGUCUGUGGUCGACGUUGGGGCGAUUGCGUACCUCGCGCCCCUCAUCCACAAUCCGGACGCGCGGCUCAAGCGACAGGUGUGCUCGGCGCUGGCGCAGAUUGCCAAGCACUCGGUUGACCUUGCGGAGCUGGUGGUGGAGGGCGAGAUCUUCCCCAAGGUGCUCAAAUGCCUGCGCGACGUCGAUGCGCUGGUGCAGAAGAACUCGGCGACGCUCAUCCGCGAGAUCGCCAAGCACACGCCGAUGCUGGCGCAGCUGAUUGUCAACGCCGGCGGAGCGGCGGCGAUGGUUGACUAUGUCAACGAGACAGCAGGCAACGCUCGGCUUCCGGGCGUCAUGACGCUUGGCUACAUCUCGGCGUUCUCGGAGGCCCUGGCCAUGGCGGUCAUUGCCGACAAGGGCGUGCCGCCCAUUGCUGCCGCCCUCGUUGCCGAGACCGAGGACCAUGUCAAGGCUGCGUGCGCGUGGGCGCUCGGCCAGAUCGGGCGCCACACACCAGACCAUGCCAAGGCGCUGGCGGACGCCAAUGUCUUCCCCAAGCUCCUCGAGGUGUACAUGGACCCGGCAUCGUCGGAGGACCUGCGCAACAAGUCGAAGCGCGCGCUCAAGUGCGUCCUGCAAAAGUGCGUUCACCUCCCGGCGCUCGACCCACUCCUCCACGUCGCCCCGCCGAACGUCCUCAAGUACGUGGUCGGCCAGUUUGCCAAGGUCCUCCCGCACGAUGUCCAGUCGCGUCGCGACUUUGUCACCAACGGCGGCUUGCAGAAGAUCCAGGAGGUCGACGCCGAGGCCGGCACCGAGCUCCGCGCCCACAUCGACGUCAUCAACUCGUGCUACCCGGCCGAGGUCGUCCGCUUCUAUGCUCCGGGCUACUCGCAGACUCUGCUCGACCAGAUUGACAACUACCAGGUCCCGUCGAACUAGCCCGUCAUGAGCGCGGUGUGGCGCGCCUCCAAAUGAACAACACAGUCCAGAA